This is a messenger RNA of Wyeomyia smithii (pitcher-plant mosquito), 919 nucleotides long. RefSeq lists its product as uncharacterized. The record is from RefSeq and is a predicted model, not a curated record. Lineage: Eukaryota; Metazoa; Arthropoda; Insecta; Diptera; Culicidae. The transcript is spliced from 3 exons. Bases 394 to 822 code for a protein of 142 amino acids.
UGUCAAAUCAUAAUUUUUAUUCCACGCAGUUGGCCUUUUGAUUAAUGCUGCUACUACUGCUGCCGUUCCACAGAAUGGUACAAAUGAAGCAGAUUAUUUCACAGAUUUACACCAUCUGAGUUGAGUAUUCCCCAACGCAUGUAUUGACGCUUUACAUUUUACCGAAAACAAAUCUGAUGCACCCUAGAAUAAAAUUCAAUGUGCUCUACUUCGUAACAACGCUGUGUUUACACAAUUGGAAAAAGCUUGGAGUAAAAUGGGUUUAUGGAAAUAUUAAUGACCAGCUGAAUUCAUACAAGAUGGCGACCGUGAAAAGUUGCUCGUUUGGUACUUUAGAAUUUGCUAAGACUCAACAGUAGCUGGAGAACGUUUCUUCCGGACAGGUUCCGCGAGAUGACUUGGAGUUUUUAUUUCUGUGUUUUUGUCGCAGUACUGCAGAUAAUGUUCGUGAAAAGUGAUGAUGGUGAAGAUGUAUCGGAAAUUAAACAACCUUCUGGAUUUGCCGUAAUGUGGACGGACAGCGAUCAACAGGACAUAUCUAUUCUCCGAAUGAUACAAGCUUGGACACAAUAUCGGAAUGAACUCACCGACUCGGCGAUUCCGCUGCUGCAGAGCCUGGUCAACGAGCAACGCAGUAGAUCUUUGGUUUUAUUUGAAAUCCGAUUUCCAGACAGAAAGUUUUUGUGGACUUUUAACGAGUUUUACGUUUCAUUCACAUAUUUACUCAUUGCGGUAGUACUUGUUAUGUGCAUCAUACUAGUAUGUGGCUUAAAACCACCUAAGCGUCUGGAAGUAGAGUCAAAAACGACAAUAGAAGUCUGAAAUGAAGAAUUAUACUACUAAGUACAAACCUGUAAAAUAAAAUGAACCGUAUGGUCUGAUUUUUAGCAAAUAAAAAAAAUAUUUUUGUCUUGGAAAC